CUUUCCAACUCUCUGCCAAACCAUGAACAAACCCCACCAACUGCCACUUUCUUUUUCAAAGAAAAUAAGACAUCACAACAAUCAAUGUCUUUAUCCACACACAAAAUACAACCAGAGAAGAAGAGACUGAAGUCUCAGGCCCUGUUGCCAUUACCAAGAGUUUGAAGGACGUCGGAGAUGUUUCAGACAACUCUUUUGGCUCGGAAGCGACGACGGCCUGAAGCGACCUUAUCUCAGGGUCACGAAAAGGUGAAGUUCGGAGAUGUGGUACUGUAUGUGGUGGAGAAGAGAAUGGGAAAGAGCAGGAGGAAUUUUCUCUCAAAUCUCGCCAGAUCCAAGGGAUUCUGUGUGGAUGACAGUCUCAGUGAUCAUGUGACUCACGUGGUAUCUGAGGGCAACACAGCACAAGAACUCUGGAAGUGGCUAGAGGAACACGAUCUGAAGGAACCUCAAGAUAAACACGUGCUGAACAUCAACUGGUUUACUGAAAGCAUGAGCGCUGGGCAACCGGUACCUGUGGAAAUGAAACAUUAUAUACCCAAUCCUGCCCUAGAGCGGAGGGUGUUCCCUUGCAAGUCGACCAACGAUUCAACGUCUUCCGUGUCUCCCUUUGCUUGCAAGAGACGGACAACAAUGAAUAACCAUAAUAAGAGCUUUACUGACGUGCUGGAGGUCCUGGCUGAAAACUUUGAGUUCAGUGGGAAUCAGGGUCCGUGUCUGGCAUUCCGCAGGGCUGCUUCAGUUCUGAAGAGUCUCCCGGCCACCCUGCGACGCCCGGGGGACAUGGAACAUCUGCCCUGCCUGGGAGAACACAGCAAAGCCAUCAUAGAGGAGAUCUUUGAAUGUGGAAGUUGCUCUAAAGUCGAAGAGAUCCUGAAUGAUGAGCGAUAUCAAACCCUGAAGAUGUUUAACGGCGUCUUUGGGGUUGGAAUCAAAACAGCAGAGAACUGGUACUGCAGGGGUCUGAGGACAUUUGAACAGGUUUUGACUGAACCCAAUGUUCGACUGAACCGAAUGCAAACUGCAGGAUUUUUGUUCUAUGAAGACAUCAGCAGACCGGUGAGAAAAGCUGAGGCCAACGCUUUGAAGGUUCUGAUAGAAGAAGCUGUCACCUGUGUCAAUCCUUCAGCAAAUGUCUACAUUACAGGAGGCUUCCGCAGGGGAAAGGAUUUCGGUCAUGAUGUUGACUUUAUCAUCAGAACACCUGAGCCAGGUCAAGAGGACGGACUCCUAGAGGCGGUCAUUGACAGAUUUAGAGGCCAAAAUAUCCUCCUAUACUCAGACUUCCAGGAGUCGACCUUUGACCUGAAGAAGCUGCCAAGUUGCCGGUUUGAAGCCAUGGAUCAUUUCCACAAGUGUUUCCUGAUUGUAAAGUUAAGAAGAGAGCAGGUGCUUGAUGAGAGAGAGACGGAUGAGGAGAGACAGCGGGAAUGGAGAGCUGUACGUGUGGAUCUGGUUGCUCCCCCUAUUGAACGCUUUGCUUACGCUCUGCUUGGAUGGACCGGCUCAACGCUGUUUGAAAGAGAUUUGAGAAGAUUUGCCAGACUGGAAAGAGGAAAACUGUUGGAUAAUCACGCGCUGUAUGACAAAGCAACGAAAACCUUUCUGCCAGCUCAAACAGAAGAAGACAUCUUUACCCAUCUGGGUUUAGAGUUCAUAGAGCCUUCAGAAAGAAAUGCUUAGAUUUCUUCUGUCCUGCUAAACCUAUAAACCACUGGUUAGUGUGAUUUACUAU
This is a messenger RNA of Paramisgurnus dabryanus, 1735 nucleotides long. It is a transcript of the gene dntt, whose product is annotated as deoxynucleotidyltransferase, terminal. NCBI's taxonomy places the organism in Eukaryota, Metazoa, Chordata, Actinopteri, Cypriniformes, Cobitidae. Gene Ontology annotation, biological process: double-strand break repair via nonhomologous end joining. Gene Ontology annotation, cellular component: nucleus. The record is from RefSeq and is a predicted model, not a curated record. Gene Ontology annotation, molecular function: DNA nucleotidylexotransferase activity; DNA binding; DNA-directed DNA polymerase activity.